This is a messenger RNA of Mercenaria mercenaria, 2484 nucleotides long. RefSeq names its product alpha-1,3-mannosyl-glycoprotein 4-beta-N-acetylglucosaminyltransferase C-like. The transcript has 3 exons. Gene Ontology annotation, molecular function: acetylglucosaminyltransferase activity. The record is from RefSeq and is a predicted model, not a curated record. Gene Ontology annotation, biological process: protein N-linked glycosylation. Bases 1 to 1326 code for a protein of 441 amino acids. NCBI's taxonomy places the organism in Eukaryota, Metazoa, Mollusca, Bivalvia, Venerida, Veneridae.
AUGAGGAGAAUAAAGGACUCGCGUGAAAGAAGGUCACAGGAUCAACGUGAGAAUGCUCCACCUUUGGUGUACUUUCCAGAUUUGUACUUCAAGCCUCCGCACCAUCCACUUUUAUACGGAAAACCAAGACAGAAAAGAGGAUAUUUGACCAUUGGAAUACCAUCCGUCAAACGUCCGAACACAGAGAGAAUAUAUCUCUACCAUACACUAGACUCUAUACUCGAAAAGAUGCCUGAGGUUGAACAUCACCAGAUAACAAUAGUGGUCAUGGUCUCUGAUGCCAACAGGACAUAUAAUAAUGAAUUAUCUACAAGUGUGUAUAAAAGAUAUAAAACAUUCUUUGAUCAUGGAAUGAUCCAUGUUAUAAACACGGUUGAUAGUAUAUACCCUGAUUUAGACAAUGUUAAACAAACAUUUAACGAUUCCCCGUCGAGACUGAAAUGGCGAGCAAAACAAAAUAUAGACUUUGCAUUUAUGAUGCUAUACAGCAGAAAUUUAUCUGAGUUUUAUAUUCAGCUGGAGGAUGACGUAAUCGUGGCGACAGAUUUUAUACAAGAUAUUCGAAAUUUUAUCGCGAGUACAUCAAAGACUUGGUUUCUUUUAGAAUUUUCUCGUUUAGGUUUUAUAGGCAAAUUAUUCCGGUCUUCUGAUUUGGAAUUCGUUUCCAUGUAUCUGCUGAAACAUUAUGAUCUCGCUCCGUGUGAUUUACUCUUAGGAGCAAUGAGAGGCGAAAGGGUACAACACAAACCUAUUCAUGCAAAGUAUAGUCUGUUUCAACAUAUAGGUAGAUUUUCAUCUUUAAAGAACAAAUUACAGCCACUUUCAGACAAUACUUUCAAAGACGGACUAAGAAUUGACAUGCAGUUAGAUAUGCCUACAGGAGAUAAUCCGCCAGCGAAAAUUAAAACGUCAUUGAUAACCUACCGGGAUCAUAUCCCUAAACAUGCAUAUGACAAUGAUAACGCCACAUAUUUUUGGGCUAAGACACCGAGUAAAGACGACCACUUUACAUUGAAUUUUGAAAAACCUCAUAAUUUUUCUAGAAUUUUAAUUGCUACCGGAGCAGUAGGAACGAGAAAAGAUUCUUUCUACCAUUCGUCUUUAUUAUAUUCUGAAUCAACCUCUUCGGAAGCCUCUGAUAAUAAAAGUACGUGUGCCAAUAGAUUCUUGAAACUUGUAGAUUUGACUGAUGGUGAAACUGACACCAAAGCGACAGGAACAGUUAUUCCAAAUAACAUAAAAUGCCUGAGACUUUUGGCAAAGAGAAGUAUUGGAAAUUGGAUCAUUAUUAGAAAUAUUCAGUUAAUUGAGUACUUAAGGCCAUAAAAUAUAGCAUAAUUAAUGUUAUAUCUACAAUCAGAUGCCAAAAUAAGUAUAUAAAACUUUGAUAAAUGCCUAUCUGAUGUCACAGACUUAAAUGCAUGUGCUGCUGGCAGUCCUGCACAUAGGGGAGACUGGUGUAAGAUGCUGCACUUUUUAAUCUUUUGGUUAUAACGUUUCUUUCUGUAGAGCGAUUUAAUUGUUCAUUGUUUUGUUCAAAGGUAUUAGCUAUUCGUUGCAAACUUAAAAAAACUACCUUGCCUUUUGCGUCAGACAAACCAAUCUUUAACCUAUUAAAAUGUAUCAACUUACUAGUGCCUUGGGCAUGUAAAUACAAUAUUCGGGUUAUGCUGAUACACAGCUCCUGAAAACUUUUGAUGGACUUCGCAUAAUUCUCCGAUUUCAUAUGUUUUUUGGGGGCAAUGCCCCCAGAUUUAACAAACCGUCUUUCAUUUUGCUUGUCGAGCUUAUGACUAAACUGACAACACACAGAAAAUAAGUUCCAAAGUAUUUACCAAACAUAACUUUCAUAUUGCAUUUUGCAAUUAUAUUUUCGAUCCAGAUAUGAUUAAAUAGAUCUACACAUUUUAUAUCAACAACAGUAUGUGAAGAAAACUAAACUGCAUUAUAAAUAUAAAUUAUAAUAGAUCUUCUUAAGCGUAAGAAUAAUAAAGACGCUUGAUUUGAUCGCGUGAAACUUGUUUUGAUCAUGUGACCUAUUCUGAAAUCCAAUGACUAGUUUUAAUACGCUCAAAAAAUGUGUUCAUGAUUCUGCGUGAAAAUAGCAACUACUAAGGAAUUGCAACGCCACUGAUAUGACGAUAGAUUAUUGAUUUUUUCAUCACCGUGCCUCGACACUGUUGUGGAUGUGUAUUAUUGAGAAACUUUAUCAGUUUGCGGCGAUCAGUACCGUUUAUCAGUAGGCGAAUCUAUAAAUAUGCGGCAACAUCCCGAUUCGCAAUCUGUUAAAAUAUCUUUUCUGUGCAGGUGUUAUUUCUAAAAUAUUAUUUCAGAAAAUAGAGUGCUGAAAUGAAAUACCUUUCGCAUGUCUAAGAAAAUAUUUUCAAGAGAUAUGUUAUUUAUAAAAGUUAAUACUGUAUAAAAGAUAAUAAUAAUAAAAAUAAAAUAAAAAACAGUGGUUUACUUGAAAUAGAAUAAGUAGAA